GACGCCUCAAUUCCGAUUUCUGCCAAAUUCAAUGCUUCGGUUUCAGUUCCGGCACAGAGAGAGAGAGAGAGAGAGAGAGAGAGGGAGGGAAGCCAUUGUCGUCGCUGCUGAUUUCUUGAUAGAUCCAUAGAGACGCCGCAGUGGGUGCCCAAUUGCUGACGGCAUUCGCCUUUCCCCAUUCUCCGGCGAAUUCAAGCCUCGGAGCACCUCAAAGGCGGGGCCUUUUCCGCCUCCGCAAUCGGCAGGCAUCGCCGCCGCCGCCGCCGCCGCUUGAUUCUGGGUUCCGAGGUACUCGUUCUCUCUCGCCCGCGCCUUGAAUUCGCGUUGUGUCCCGGAUUCGGAAUUAGUGGGGAUGAGAGAAUUUUAGGAGGUGGGUUGUGUGGGCGGUUUUGUAGCUCUGGCCGUGCGGGAGAUGGGGUUGUGAAUCUUUUGGUUGCGUUCGGGUGGAUAUUCGAUUUGUGUGCGCCGGAGCGUGGGGGGAAUUGGUGAUUUAGGGGUGGUGAUAUGAAGGGCCGGUCGCAGCGGUUGCAGAGCACGGACCCGCCCGACGACUGGGUGGACGGCUCCUGGACCGUGGAUUGCAUUUGCGGCGUGAAUUUCGACGAUGGAGAGGAGAUGGUCAACUGCGACGAGUGCGGGGUGUGGGUGCAUACUCGCUGUUCGCGGUACGUGAAAGGAGAGGAGUCGUUCGCUUGUGAUAAGUGUAAGAGUAAGAAUAGUAGGAAUGAUAGCGAGGAGACCGAGGUUGCUCAGCUGUUGGUUGAGCUGCCGACUAAGACUAUGAGGAUGGAGGCUUCAUAUGCAGCCAAUGGGCCUGCGAGGCGGCCGUUUAGGCUUUGGACGGAGAUGCCAUUGGAUGAGAAGGUACAUGUGCAAGGGAUUCCUGGUGGAGAUCCGGGGCUAUUUAGUGGGUUGUCGUCGGUUUUUACGCCGCAGCUGUGGAAGUGCACAGGAUAUGUGCCGAAGAAGUUCAAUUUUCAGUAUCGGGAGUUCCCUUGUUGGAAUGAGCACAAGGAAGCUGAUGCUAAUGCCGAAGAGGACAAUGAGAAUGCUGUUGAUAAGGGUGCUGGGGUUUUGUUCUCAUUGUCAAAGGAGAAUUUCAUGGCUACUCCCGGGAAAGAUUUAGUUGGCAUGAAAAGCAGAGAUCAGGAAUGUAGGUACGAUAGGAAGACGCACUUGAGAGAGACAAAGAAAUGGGGGGCAGGUGAUAAUGCCGUGAAUAAAGAAAGAACCUUACUUCGGCCUGUUGUGAUACACGCCGGGAAGCGUAAGAAAGAAGAAUCAGGCAUAUUAAAAGACGUAAGUGGAAAGAAGAAGGCUAGGACUGCUGAAAAAGAUGUGGAUCACAAGAAAAGAGUCCUGCAUACUUCUAAAGCAGUGUUUACACCUACCAGUGAUGCAAAACAAUUGGCAUUUUGUGAAGAAAGAGGUCCGAAGUCUUUCAAGACUGACAUUCGGAGUGUCAAGAACAGGGACUUGAGAGAUGGUGUGCCUUUUGAACCUGUUUCAGAUGGUCAUGUUGCAGUCUGCAAGAUUCUUGAAAAUUUUAGGGCUAACUUGGCAACUUUGAAGCAACCUCUGGAAGGUGCCUCUGCUGAAUUCUCCUGUCCUGCUGAUGCUGUGUCGACUAAAGAUGAGGCUGGGAAUCACUUGCUUUCAGGGGUCAAUAGUUCUUUAAAGAUUGUUCCCUUAAGUGACCAGCAUAACGUAGCUGACAGCUCUACUAAGUCGAAAGCGGAAGAGAGUGGGAUAAUAAAUAAUCCGGAUGCUAGCUCCACUGGAAAGGUUUUGGUGCAUCCAGGGGAAGAUGUAGCUCAAGCAGCUCCAGAAACAAAAAAUAAACAAAGUCCAUCAGAUAUCGACAGCAACAGAUCCAUGGGUUUUUCUUGCAAUGUGAAAAAAGAAGCAGAUGAUGAUACUUGUAAGGGGUUGUUGCAAAUUCAGUCUUCUCCUCUUGCUGACAAGAACUCUGUGUCAUUGCCAUCUGAUGAUGCUAGAUACCCUGGAGUAUCUAAUACCCAGACAUCUGAAAAUUUCAAAGCAAAUGACGUGGAGGUUAACAGUUCACAAUGCACUGACAAAAAAUCAUUAGGCACUGCCCGUGAUGCAGAAGCAGUCUGUGAGAGUCGUGUCCACACUGGUCAGGAGCUAUCUGGUGAUGUAUGUGAGCCCAAACAGGAAGCAAUAGCAUCUGAGGAUUCUAUUGAAAGGCAGAAAAGCUCUGCAGAAUCUAAAGCUGCUUUGGUGUCUCCUGAAGAGCCAUCAAAAUCUAGUGGAACUGAAUUACCUAUAGCGCCAUCUGCACAGAAAGUAGUGGUCUCUGUUGGCGAAGCAUCUUCCACACCAUCUUCUCUGCCUAUCCAGAAAUCAUCCAGCUCAGACAAGUCGAAACCUUUAGAUGCUCAGAAUCUGAAUCCAAUCGUGAAGCAACGAACAGCAGGGGAGUCUGAUCCUAUUGCCAAGAAAGAGCAGGCUUCAGCUGAUGUUUUAACUGAGAAGAGUGGGCAUGACCCGGUGUGGAAGACAGCAAAAUUCUGUUCGACAUCAUCCUCAGGUGCUUCUUUGAAAGCUUCACAUUCAAGCAAGGUUUUCCAAGCUUCUGGCUCUAAGCGGACUGCCUCAGAUUCAAAAGAUCAUACCUUCCCCUCUUUAAAAUCAUCUUCUUCCCAUAAUGUAGCAGUUUCUUCAGGGUCUGGUGAAUCUCCGGGCACUUUGCAAAAUCACUCUACUGCCCUUUCACAAAAUAAGGCUAUAGGAUCGGGAUUACCACAGAAAAGUGGAAAGUCCAGCCAUACAAAUUUUCCUCCAUCUUCUAAGGUGAAUCAUAGCACACAAGGGCAAGCACCUCUGGUUCCUAAUUCUUCCACACUGAGCGAUGAAGAGCUUGCUCUACUUUUGCAUCAUGAACUCAAUAGUUCUCCUAGAGUGCCUAGAGUACCACGAGUACGCCAUGCUGGCAGUUUCCCUCAACUAGCUUCUCAAGCUGCUACUAGUAUACUGAUAAAGCGAACAUCUAGUUCUGGCGCAAAAGAUCACAAUUUGGUUCCUCGAAGAAAAGGCAAGGAUGGAUCCAAAGAUGUAUUGCGCAGUUCUUGUGAGCAUGAUGAUGAAGGUAAAAGGACUGACAGAGUGGCAUCUCCUGAUCAAGGGAGACGAGAAACAGUGCACAAAGGAGAUGCGUCCAAGAGGGAAGUGAAUGGAUCUCUGCAUCCCUUUAAGAAGAAUGUUCCUGCUUUGACCACAAGUACAAGCAGCGGUCCUUCUUCUUCCAAUGAGGCCAAUGAUAAUAAGGUGUCAUCCAUACAUAAUACUCCGAUAAAUAACUCAGAUGAUGAUACAGGCGCGGUAGGAGGCCUGGCUCAUCGGACUUUACCAGGAUUAAUAAAUGAGAUCAUGAGCAAAGGCAGGCGAAUGACCUAUGAGGAGCUUUGUAAUGCAGUAUUACCGCACUGGCAUAACUUGAGGAAGCAUAAUGGAGAGCGUUAUGCAUAUUCGAGUCAUUCACAGGCUGUUCUUGAUUGCUUAAGAAACCGGCAAGAGUGGGCUCAGUUGAUUGACCGGGGUCCAAAGACCAGCAUAAGCAGGAAAAGGAGGAAAAUUGAUGCUGAAGAAUCAGAGGAUAACGAAGAUGGAGCCCACAGCACUAAGAAGGAAGUAGAAAGCAGAAGUCUUGAGUCCCAACGGGAAGAGUUCCCUAAGGGCAAGCGAAAUGCAAGAAAACGCAGACGUCUAGCUCUCCAGGGGAGAGGAGUGAAGGAUUUGAGAAACCGACGGAAGGCGGGAGUGGUAAUCGAGGAUGACGAUGAUGAUGAGGAGACGCUGUCUAAUUCAAGUGAGGAUAGCAUUUUCAGCGAGGAUGAGAUUCAGGGAGGUGGAAGAGGGCCGGUUGGAAGUGAUGCCUCUAGUAGCUCGGACGAGAUUCAAAACAUGUAAACUACGAUUGUUCUCUGUGGUUAUUUGGGACCUCAGCCUCCCUCUGGAUUGUAUGUGCAGCUAUCUUUGGUUUCAUCCAGUUCUAUCAGAUUCUUGCUUUACUAUUCGGACAGUAGAAUGCAAAGUAGACAACAUUAGUUGCAUGAUGUCUCUGAGUUAGAUGUAACCUAUGUAUAUCUUACAGGAGAUUCAACUUUCCCCGUCAGGUAGAUGCUAGUUUGAGGUCUGGAUUGAAAAUUUGUAUGGCCAUUGUACAUAUAGUCGUAUUUUUUUUUUUCCUGUUUUAGUAGAACAUUUCGUCUAUUUCUGCUGAUGGGUAUUCUGGUGGGGUCAUGCCAGCUGAGGAAUCACUUUUUCGGCCUUGUGGGAGAAGGUGACUUUAAGAACGACUGGCUGAGCAAGAAGACAUGUUAGGAUGGUUUUCUGGAAACUUCAUCUUCGACUUGAUGUUAUCUUGUACGGUGUACGGACUGCAGUAAUUCCUGUGAUUGUUGUUUUUGGUGUA
Molecule: messenger RNA, 4438 nt
Organism: Syzygium oleosum
Lineage: Eukaryota; Viridiplantae; Streptophyta; Magnoliopsida; Myrtales; Myrtaceae
Exons: 8
Coding region: 505-3933 (1142 amino acids)
Source: RefSeq, a predicted model, not a curated record